AUGUCCUCCUCUUCAUACGACUACAUCAUCAUAGGUGGGGGUGUCGCCGGCUUAACGCUUGCGUCGCGGCUCUCCAAGCUCCUCCCACGCAGUGAAACCAAGCAGAUCCUCGUCCUAGAAGCCGGCACCGACCCAUCAAAAGCCGACUAUAUCCUCUCGUCCACCGGAUACCAUCUCGCCCGUGAAUCAGAGCAUGCAUAUAUUUUGGACGUGGAAGCAAACCCGCACCUCAACAGACGCGCAGCCCAGGUCAGCGUCGGCAAGGCUUUGAGUGGCAGCGGAGCCAUCAAUGGCAGUGCCUGGACGCGAGGGCCAAAGGUCGACUAUGACUACUGGGCGAAACUGGUGGGUGACGAUGCCUGGUCAUACGACAAGCUACUGCCGUUCUUCCGCAAGACGGAACAAGUCGUCGAUGGGCAAGGAGAGCCCAUAGCGGAGACGGAGAGAGACGAAAUCCAUCACGGCUACGACGGAACCCUGAAGGUCGUGCCGAUGAAAGCCAAUCAUCCAAGUCGUCAUUAUCCCCUGCGUGAAACCAUCCAGAGGGCAUGGGAAGAGGCCGGGGUCAAGUACAACCCGGAUGGGAAUAACGGAAAUCAGAACGGCUUGACGGAGAUGGUCGAGCUCUGGGUCAAAGGCCAGCGUCAACUACCGAGCCAGGCCCUGGAUCUGUCUCGCGUCGAGAUCCGUGAUUUCAGUGUCGUGUCGCGCAUCACGUUUGACCAUUCUGCAGGAGGAGAGCCUGUCGCAACUGGAGUCGACCUUGUGGGUGGGGAACACUUCGGUGCAAACAAGGAGGUCAUCCUGAGUGCCGGUGUCUACCAUAGCCCACAAGUCUUGAUGCUCUCAGGAAUCGGAGACCCUACGGUCCUGCAGAAGCACGAGAUUCCAACCGUCGUGCCUAAUGGCGAGGUCGGUCAAAACCUUGUGGAUCAUCUGGCGGUCGGAAUAACGUGGAAGCUUAAGCACCCUGAAAAAGGGCUAGCCAUCGGAUCCCCCUUGUUCAACGACCCAUCCUAUUUCGCUGGCUGGCCGCUGGACUUCAUCCUAUUUGGCCCCUUGGACGAACCCGGCAACCUGGAGCCGUUAAUAAAGGAUGCUGCAGACCGAGAAUUUCUGCUCCGUCCGGACGCCUCGCAUAUGGAAAUCGUCACCUUGUAUGCGCCCAUGGGACCGAGACUGACCGGUAUCGAUGCCGCCAUGGAUGGAAGCCAUGCCAGUUCGAUUGCCGUCUGUUUGACCACCACGUCCAAAGGAUCCGUGACCAUCCGAUCUGCCAACUCUGAGGAUCCUCCCAUCAUCGAUACAAACUUCAACGCAACAGAGACCGAUCGAUACAUUUCCCGCGAAGCCUUACGAAAAGCGACGUCUGUCUAUCUUGAGACCGAGACGGGGCAAUCCUUUAUCUCUCACGAGGUCACUCCAGAAGGUUAUGCGGCGAUCACGAGAGAUACGACGGAUGAAGAGAUCGACAAGAGGAUUCGGGAUUUUGGCUAUAGUCUCGACCAUCCGAUGGGUACUUGUUCAAUAGGUAAGGUCGUGGACAGCCAUUGUCGGGUGCAUGGCGCGAAAGGAUUGAGAGUGGUCGAUGGCAGUGUGAUUCCAGUUCCUCUCGCCUGUCACAUCCAAGCCACCGUGUAUGCCAUUGCCGAGAGGGUCGCCGAGUGGAUUGCGAAUGGAGAGUAG
This is a messenger RNA of Capronia epimyces CBS 606.96, 1686 nucleotides long. RefSeq lists its product as uncharacterized. The record is from RefSeq and is a predicted model, not a curated record. NCBI's taxonomy places the organism in Eukaryota, Fungi, Ascomycota, Eurotiomycetes, Chaetothyriales, Herpotrichiellaceae. Bases 1 to 1686 code for a protein of 561 amino acids. The transcript has a single exon. Gene Ontology annotation, molecular function: oxidoreductase activity, acting on CH-OH group of donors; flavin adenine dinucleotide binding.